AUGAGUCCUUUGACACUAGAGGAAGCACUUAGCCAGGCCAUCCGUAAGGGUGUAAAUCUGGUGGUCAGGCAUGUUGUUGAUGCUUCGACUCCAUGUCCACCGAUUUUCUCACCUCCGCUAGGUGAACCUGAUGAGCCAACUAUAUGCAAACGGCAUUUCCUAGCUGUCUCAAUCAAUCCAGACUAUGAGAAAGGAACAGGCCAACAGACGGAGAGUGGAAAUGCCUUAGAUGACAAUGAGCUGCUUGUCUUUGCAAUUGAGGUGCUGGUAUACACAACAGACAAGUUAUCAACUCUCUUUGUGUCUAAAGCUGAUUCUACCGGCUAUCUCUCUCUCUUAAACCAUGAUCCAAACUCACCAGCAGCAUACUCAUUGACUAGGAAUGUCUUAAGCACAUUUUUAUACCAUCUUGUUCGCAUUUACCAGAAGCCUGACAUAACCCUUGUUCUCUCCCUAUUCGCACGAGCUCAGGAUCAAUACCUCUUCCCAGGAAGCUCAGAGAACAAGGGGAAACAUAUUCUGGAUGAUCGGGGGCUGAUAAAAUGGUGGUGCCGUGUGAUUGACCCUAUUAUGCAAUCCAUAGAGCGAGAAAGUGAUCACAGUCAAUCCAGGCCUCCUACCCCUACCUCCCCCGCACAACAUGUUACGGCACAUCUUAUCGUCCCCGGCUGUGAUACAUUUGAGACAAGAAAUUUUCUCCCAGAAAGAGAAAGGGCCAUUAAUAAUCCUGGCAGCCACUGGAGACUUAAUUAUCCUCUCCACCAAAUUUGUUCCUAUCCCGAUGCGCCUCCACGGUGUCUAGUUCCUCGGUUCCCUGAUGACCCCAAAGCGCGGUUUCUAAUUGACCUCGAUGACGAAAUAACUGAUGAAAACCCCCCUCAUAACUUGAAAAACUCUGGGCGAUGGCAUAGCGUGAAAACUCUCGACCAAUUCUGGGAAAUGAUGUCGUAUCGUCAGGAGUGCUCAGCUGGGAGGCUAGUUGGAUUCCUUUGGAUGGUUGUCAAACCUUCACCUGUCACCAUCAACGCGAGCUCGGGACAAGCAUCUACCGAAGCCAAUUUAGCAACCCAGAGUCAAACCACCAAUAUCGACCAAGAGACAGAGGAAAAAGAUGUUAACAAAAAUUCGCUGAAGACCACUACAAAUGUUGAUGACUCAAUAAUUCAGAUCAGCAACAGUGAUUAUAAAGCUCUCGCAGACUAUCUUCUAGAUUUCGAUUUUUCCAACCAAGAGGACUCCACCGUGAACACAAAGCUAUGGAUUGAAAAGCUUUCUUCUUUGAGUGGGUGCGGCAACAGAGGCUUGAGAAUCGUUGGGAAAGCACCCAUACCCGGAUCACAACCACCAGCUUCCACUGCGGGACCCAGAGUGGCCACAAAUGUACUCAGGGAUGGGCUGGUUCGGAAAAGAAAAAGACAACCUAGCACAAACUCCAUAGUCUUGGGUGAAAGUACAAACGCGCCUCCUCAUGCAGCGUCCACCCAAGUAGUAUCAGAAGGCUCGAAACCAACUGAGCAGGAUACGAAUACCGGAACCCAAGGACAGCCGGCGCCCAGCGCACCUUCUGUGAAUGUUCUAGCUGGUAAUCUAAUACGAAAAAAGAAGAAAUGA
This is a messenger RNA of Microsporum canis CBS 113480, 1611 nucleotides long. RefSeq lists its product as hypothetical. Gene Ontology annotation, molecular function: histone H3K56 acetyltransferase activity. Lineage: Eukaryota; Fungi; Ascomycota; Eurotiomycetes; Onygenales; Arthrodermataceae. Gene Ontology annotation, biological process: DNA damage response. The record is from RefSeq and is a predicted model, not a curated record. The transcript has a single exon. Gene Ontology annotation, cellular component: nucleus. Bases 1 to 1611 code for a protein of 536 amino acids.